GUAGAGAUCAGAUGCCGGUUAGGCGUUCUGCCAUCGGAUCCGAUUUGAUUAUUCUGCCCUUGGACAACGGAGAAUACUUUUUCUCGCUGUUUCUCACUGUAUUGGGCUGUCACUGGGAUUCACAUUCAGCGCUCAUCAUCACGUAUGUAGGCAGCUAUACUAUACGCAGAUUGAUUGUGGGAAAUACAGGAUUAGUUACAGUGUGCAUCAGCGGCAGCAUCAAACACACCCGAUGUGGAUGAAAUGAACCGUCGAAACGCCAUGCCGCAUUUUGGUCCGACUCUCCUUCACAUAAAGAAAGCCGUUACAGAAUCACUCACCACAACAGGACCAAGCGGCGUGACAACAAGCAGCAGCAGCAGUGGGAGAGGCUGCAUUAUUUGGAAGACUGGACAUGGGAGGAUGAGUUGGACGGUAAAGGACCCUGGGUACAGCCUGGAGAAUAUCGCCACCCCAAAGAAGAGCUGGAGGCGGAGAAGGCGGAGAGGCACUGGUAUGAGGAGGCAGCACGGAGGCGUGGAUGGAAGCCAGAGAGUCAGCCCCAAAAAUGUAUUGAGGGGGGGCUCACAGGAAGUAUGGCGAAGCCAGGUAGGAGACCUGCGUCAACUUCCUGUGGUUACCGGGGGGCUGGUGAAACCAGGCAGGCACCGUGUUAUGCUGUGAAGCGCACGGUGUCCCCAGUGCGGGUGCAUAGCCCGGUGCGAUACAUUCCAGCUCCGCGUAUCGGCCGGGCUAGAGUGGGCAUCGAGCCAAGUGCCAUGAAGCCGGCUCUACGCAUCUGGUCCCCAGUGCGUCUCCUUGGGCCGGCUUACAUGGCACCAGCCUUGCGCAUGGUGUCCCCGGUUCGCCUGCAUAGCCCAGUGCGGGCUAUUCCACCUCGCCGCACUGGCAGGGCGACCGGGAGCAUGCAACCAGGUAGGGUUGGGCAGGCUCGGUGCUCAAGAGCUCUAGUGCGCCUGCACGGUCCGGUCUAUCCGUCACCACCUCCACGCACCAGCCCUCCGGUGGCAGCCCCCCGCACCAGGCUGUCUCUCCGUCUCAUCCCUACAGGCGCUCCCGCCUGUCCAGUGCUGCCGGAGCCUUCCUCCUCUCCAGCGCUGCUGGAGUCUCCCGCCUGUCCGGCACUGCCGGAGUCUGAAGAGCCCCUCUGCCCAGAGUUGCCAGAGCCCCUCUGCCCAGAGUUGCCAGAGCCCCUCUGCCCAGAGUUGCCAGAGCCCCUCUGCCCAGAGUUGCCAGAGCCCCUCUGUCCCGAGCAGCUGCCCCUCCCCCUGUGGUAG
This is a messenger RNA of Oncorhynchus masou masou (cherry salmon), 1277 nucleotides long. RefSeq names its product protein enabled homolog. NCBI's taxonomy places the organism in Eukaryota, Metazoa, Chordata, Actinopteri, Salmoniformes, Salmonidae. The transcript is spliced from 2 exons. The record is from RefSeq and is a predicted model, not a curated record. Bases 576 to 1277 code for a protein of 233 amino acids.